UUGUCAUUUCAUCCGUCCGUCCGUCCAUCCAUCCGUCCGUCCACCUGUAACCACCUUCAAUUAAUCCAUAAUAAUCCAUUGUUCUUACAUUUUAAAUUGUACUAAAAAAGGACUGAAUAUUUGAGUCUGGAAAAGAGUUGGAUUUUGACUUGAAUAAUAUGUUGGAACCCUGUAAAAAAAUUAAUUUCUUAUGUUUUGUACAUUUUGAAGCUCUAUUUAAACAUUUUUUAUCUUAAAUGUUUGCUUCUAAGUAAACAAUCACACCUUUAGGAUGUUUAUUUACUAGACUGUUGUAAAGUGCAUGUGUGUACUCUACUGCAGAACAAACUUCCCUCCACUUUACACCCCGCCCUCCAGUACUCUAUAGGAGACCACAUUUAAAAUGAAACCCCACCUGAAAUCUCCCAGAGACCAAUCCGCUAGAGAAAGGUCAGCGCCAAGGGCACACCCUCCGUUGUUCAAAGCCAAUCGGAGUGGAAGGGCAGCAUUUUGCCUGAGGGUAAAACUUACCCCUGGAUGUGUUAAUUACGCAUCACUAAGCUGUUGCCAAUGUGUUCACAACCGUGGACUAUCUUUUGGGCUUUUUGCAGCGGUUGUCUUCAUUCUUUAGUCAGUUUAGUAUGGAAAGUAGACAACAAUGGCUUACCAGGCUGAAAAAUGAACUUAGCAACAGUCCGCUGGUAUCAAAUGUGGCUUUUGGGUUCAUCCUCAUGGGACUAGAGAAGCUCGUGGAGCUGGAGUUUGAGUGUCCUUGCAACCCUACGUGGAAUGGAGCGUUUUCAUCAGCAUUCUUCAUCAUUCCUGCUGUCAUGGCCUUCACCUUGAUGCAGAUCAUCCAGGGAUGCAGGUGCAACGUGUGGUGCAGGAAAAUGGUUUCCCUCUCUAGUUUCGUUCCUGCUGUUGUUUGGCUGAUCUUGUUGUUCCUGGACGGCCAGUACUUUGCCUGUGCUAUGACAGACUGGGAUGGAAGAUUUGUCCUUGUUGACAAGGCAGCUCCGCAGAAGUGGUGUGAGCCAGUUACAGAGGGAGACGUCACCCCACAAGAAUUAAUGCUCCGCUCACAGCGGUUGUUUGUGUUUUCUCAGGUAAUAGGAAUAAUCCUCCUGAUUUUCAUCUGUGUGGGUCUGGUAGUGUAUGUAAUCAGAGAAAGCUCCCAACAGGAGGUGGAGAUGCAAGAUGCAGAUGUGGCUGAGCUCACCGUGCUCAGGAUGAGCUCUCUACGAACCAGAACAUCAUGAGUGGACCUACCCUGUCCUACACAGACACUUUGUAAAUACCACAAAAAGACUUGACAGGAGUUUUUUUUAAUCGCCCCCCCAGGAUAUUUUGGGGGCAUUUAAAGAUAUUUGAAAAUCUGUCUGAAAAUUCUCCAUCAGGUCAUAGUAAUGUAAGUGUUUCGACAUUUCACAACUGGACUUCUCUUUGUGUUUUUUUUCUUGAAAAAUUCCUCUAAAGUAAAUGUGUGUCGAAUGAUCACUGGUGUCACCAUGUACACUGUUCAAAGAAAUAUUGUGUGUUUUUUGUAUAAAUAUUGAGGAAUGAGUAUACAUAAAUGUCCUCUCUUGGUGCUUCCUCACCUGGGUCACCAGUGCAGCAAUUUCAUUCCUAAUCAAGGUGUGGGUUAAUAUAUUUUAAAUCUGCUAUUUUCUGUUUUCUUUGUUUUAUUGCUAUAGUUGAGAUGAGACUAAAUAUGUUUGAUCAGGUAAAAAUAAGUAAUAAUAACAAACUGAUCUAAUUUCAGCGCCUUGCAAAAGUAUUUGUACCCAGUAAACAUUUUUACAUUUUGCCACAAAGUGACUGCAACAUUCAAUGUAUUUCCUUUGGGAUUUAUACAAUAGAACAAAACAAAGUAGCUUGCAAAUAUGAAGUAGAAGGAAGAGAAAAAACAAAAAAAUUGAGAAGUUGACUGCACAUUUGUAUUCAACUGACCUGAUUGUUGUACAUCUAGACUUAACUGUAUCACUGUUUCUACUCGAAAAAAAGGUAUUCCAACAGAAUGAUGAUGUCAUAUUCAACAGUUUUGGAUAUUGUUUUAUCACCGAGCCCUCUCCAAACGCAAGUAACUUGUCUAGUGUUUUAUUUGGUCUUCCUGACUAUUGUUCUUUGACCAACCUCUGAGGUCUUUACAGAACUUACAUUGAAAUUAAGUUUCUCAAAGUCAGAUUCUAAUAAAAGUCACAUAUCAGGUGACUUGCAUAGGUAUCCAGUUGGGGUGGAUUUUUUUUUCAGGCAAUACAGUAUUUGAGGUUUAAUACAAAUGCAUACCACACUUGAAAUAGAUUUUUAUUUAUUUAUUGUUUACUUUAUUUACUCACAAAUCUGGUAUCCUUAUUCACUUUACAUUGCUGUGUAAAGUGCAAUGUACACAGCACUAUUUUUCUGUGUCCAUGUUGACACAGAAAAAUAAAAUUCAGUACAAUAAUUGAAGUUCAUAGUUGUGAAUUCUGAAGCACAAUUACAAGUACCUUUGGAAAACACUGUAAUUAUAAAUCACAGAAAAUGUUUUAAAAUAGUAAGAUUUGUUAAAAACAAUAACUGGUUUGUCUGUAGGCUAUACCCACCCACCAAUAAGUUUGAUUUCUUAAACUGCUACCUGGUUACAAGCAUGAAUAAAGUGAGAAUAAAUAUCAAACUUUUUCCAAAAAUCAUAUAUAUAUAACACAGAUUGCUUUGUGGCAUUUUAUAAACUUUUCACCCAUUUCUUUUAUGUUUUUUAAUCUGUAUUUUUUAAUACAAUGUUUUUUUGUUUAAUUUGUUAACUAUAUUGCCUCAUAAGGUGUGUCCGCCAGGCAGCUAAUAUUGUUUUGUCCUUUAUUAUUCUUUUAUGCUAAAAAAUAAUAAAAAUGUUCCUCUAAAAUGAAAUUCCUGUUAUACAUAUAACCUCUUAAAGGUUUUGAGACAUAUUUCCAAGUAUCCCCAGCAAACAGUUGUAAUCUAUAUAAAAUCCAUCCAUCAAUCCAUUGUCUAUAACUGCUUGUCCUUAGAAGGCAAUUUGUAUCAUGGCAAACAGGCAAAAUAACUCAUUUCUAAAGUGAUGGUUGCAUUUUCCCUUUAUUUUUAGUAUUAGAAUGAUUUUUCAAAUGAGGUAAAGUCCUCAAAUGUUUUGGACAGUCAUAGUUUGAAUAUAAUUUACAUUUUUCCUACUAGAAAAACUGUGAUUUAAGGCGUAUGUCUAAAAGUUUCAGUUUUUAUGUAGCAAAUGUGUAAUUGUUUCCCUCAUAUUUCCAGAGUGCUUGAACAAAUUGAAAUAAGUGUUGUAUCAAUAGUGAAGUUAAGAAUACUGUUGUUUGGAAGUUCACUUGUGCCUUCAUUAAGCUGAAAUUCUGUUGUUCAAAUUAUUUAGAUUCUUCAGACGCAUCACUUCAUUUGCAACAAAGCAAAGCACAAUAAUACGUGUAGUCACAAGUUCCAUGAAAUAAGUAGCAAACAGUCAAACCAGCUUUAAAUUUGUAACUCAUAGAUUGUGCUUCAUUUGCUUUGUUGGUUGACGUUUGCAGAUUAGAGGUCAUCUGUGGCCUUGCAAAAGUUGUUUUUAGACAUUCUGUUGCCUUCACCUUUUGACACAGAGGGGGAUUUUAGUUUUUGGCAAAUAAGCGUAAAGCCACAACAGCGAACACACGGUUUCAAUGAGAGAUUGUGUUCACUCUUGUUAUGUUGGACUAUUCUAUUGCUGAAAAAUUAUUACCUAUAGACUCACGUUUAUGGAUUUAAAUGCUAAAUUCUGCUUUAUUGAGUUACAGCCUUACAAUCUCUUGCAAAUUUUCAGCUCACUGGAAAAAUAAGAACAUUUUGUAAGUUUGUUUUCACAUGCUAGAUUAUUUUCUUUUAAUUUUAAGAGCUGUCAUGAGCUAGAAUUCCUUUACCCAACACUUUAUAUUUCACUUAUGCUGGUGUUUUUAUUGGCAGUGCUGUCUGCAUCAUCCCUAAACACAACUGAUGGGUCUUGAACUGCACAUAAAAACAGCUAUUUCCUCUCAGAUGAAAUACAUUUUGUAGCAAUGCCAAAAACUGUGUAAAAUUCUAUAAACAGUGUUCCACUGCAACUCAGUUGUAUGAAGAAGCAUAAC
Molecule: messenger RNA, 4067 nt
Organism: Xiphophorus couchianus (Monterrey platyfish)
Lineage: Eukaryota; Metazoa; Chordata; Actinopteri; Cyprinodontiformes; Poeciliidae
Product: calcium homeostasis modulator protein 6
Exons: 2
Coding region: 621-1238 (205 amino acids)
Cellular component (GO): plasma membrane
Molecular function (GO): monoatomic cation channel activity
Source: RefSeq, a predicted model, not a curated record